Molecule: messenger RNA, 2432 nt
Organism: Oncorhynchus keta (chum salmon)
Lineage: Eukaryota; Metazoa; Chordata; Actinopteri; Salmoniformes; Salmonidae
Product: collagen and calcium-binding EGF domain-containing protein 1-like
Exons: 12
Coding region: 416-1591 (391 amino acids)
Molecular function (GO): calcium ion binding
Source: RefSeq, a predicted model, not a curated record
GAGGUAUUUUCAACUGUGUCUUAAAUGUUUCCUUUUCGUCAAAGUCAGUUUUUAAAAAACAGGAAUACAGGAAUGUAAUUCCGCUGGGGAUUAGUGAGAGGAAUCGCGCUCAUCACGGCGCAUGUCUGUCUAUAAACUCGUCCAGAAUCGCUCGAGGGGGUCUGAUUCAGUGCUCAACAGUUGGGACAGGACUCUGACGCACUACAGUACCGCGAGGAAGUUUUGAGUGUAGUAAUUAAUGUGCAGGGUCUCACGUGUUUGACCUCUGAGUAUAAUUAUAACUGAUGUUAGCUUUAAAUCAGUACAUGUGCGACAUUGAUAAAUUAAAACAUAUAGCUGUUUUGCAGUAGUGCAGUCUUCGUUUUCGAGGCACCAAGAAAAUAUUAACAAGGCUGUCACGGAGCUCGCCAGGGACAUGGGUCAGCUUUGCGCUGCAACACUCUUACCAUUUGGUGCCAUCUGCGUUGUUUUUAUUUGGGAUUGUGGUGCCAGCUCUUCAAUAAAAACAAGAUUUGCAGUGCUCACUUCAGGGGAGGAGUGUCCAGAAAACAAGGUAGUGACAGUGGAGUACCCCUGUAUUACAGCAAGGGGCACGGAUGGCACCUGUCUCAGGAGGAAAUGCUGUGAGGGCUUCAGGUUCGUGAUGGGCCAGUGCAUACCUGAAAAUGUGGAUGUGUGUUCUGGCUCCCCCUGUGAACAGCAGUGCACCGACAACUUUGGACGGGUUGUCUGCACCUGUUACCCCGGAUACCGCUUUGAUCGAGAGAGGCAUCGCAACCACCAGACCUACUGUUUAGACAUCGAUGAGUGUGUGGAGUCCGACGGCAGUGUCUGUGAUCAUGACUGCGAGAACACCGUGGGCAGCUUCCUGUGUCGCUGUCACAGGGGUUACAUCCUGGCACCGGACAAGCACUCCUGUAUACCCAGUCACAACCUGAGCUCGUCAGGGAAGUCUGACACCCUGAUGAGUGCUGGCUCCUGCUCCCUCACCUGUCAGGACUUUGUCAACAUGAGGAACAGCCUGCUGCAGCUCAAACUGAGGCUGGGCAGCACUCAGUCACCUAACCAGAUGUUGUCUCCUGGCCUGGCUAACAGCAGUGAUAAGCCAUCUGCUGGGAGGUUGGGGAAAGGUCCUGACACCCCCGCCCUCCCUGGUCCUCCUGGCUCUCCAGGAUCCCGUGGGGUCCCAGGCCAAUCAGGAGUGCCAGGGGAUAAGGGAGAACCUGGAGAGAGAGGCCUGACCGGCCCCCAGGGGCCACGGGGAGACAUGGGCCCUAUGGGCCCCGAGCCUGACCUGGAGCACAUCAAGAGGGGUCGCAGAGGAGCUGUGGGACCUCCUGGCGCACCAGGCAAAGAUGGACUGAAGGGUGACAGGGGAACUCCUGGUCCCAGAGGUCUACCAGGACCUCCCGGCUCCUUCGACUUCCUCCUGGUCAUGAUGGCCGACAUUCGCAUUGACAUCAUCGAGCUGCAGGAGCAAGUGUUUGGGAAGAGACGGGGCCUCUCCUUAGACACCCCACCCCACUCCAGCGGAGAGACAGGGUUCGGAGAGUGGGGCUCCGGACAAGGAGAGCUCAUGCUCAAUACCUGAACUCCAUAGCCCUUCCCACGGACUACCUGGCCUGAUGACUCCUUACUGUCCCCAUUCCACCUAGCCGUGCUGCUGCUCCAGUUUCAACUGUUCUGCCUGUGACUAUGGAACCCUGACCUGUUUACCGGACGUGCUACCUGUCACAGACCUGCUGUUUUCAACUCUCUAGAGACAGCAGGAGCGGUAGAGAUACUCUGAAUGAUCGGCUAUGAAAAGCCAACUGACAUUUGCUCCUGAGCUGCUGACCCAUUGCACCCUCGACAACCACUGUGAUUAUUAUUAUUUCAUCUUUGAAUGUCUUGGCCAUGUUCUGUUAUUAUCUCCACCUGGAACAGCCAGAUGAGGACUGGCCACCCCUCAUAGCCUGGUUCCCCUCUAGGUUUCUUCCUAGGUUUUGGCCUUUCUAGGCAGUUUUUCCUAGCCACCGUGCUUCUACACCUGCAUUGCUUGCUGUUUGUGGUUUUAUGCUGGGUUUCUGUACAGCACUUUGAGAUAUCAGCUGAUGUAAGAAGGGCUUUAUAAAUACAUUUGAAGUACUGCCCUAAUGGUUUACAGUACUCCAUAGAAUUGGUAAUAACAAGUGGUAAUAACACAGUAAUAACAUGGUAAUAAAACACAGUAAUACCAUAGUAUAAACAGUUAUAAUAUGUUAAUAAAUAAGUGUUGUGUGCUUUGGCAUUGCGUGCAUGAACAAUGGUGAUAUUGUCACUCUCUCCUGACUGUUCAUGCAUGUUUUAUUUUCCUGAGACUUCAAAGAAGACACUUCCAAUCCUCUGGUAGCACAGACUGUUCUGUCUGUUCUGUCAGACUAGAAUAAAAUACUGAGAGAUGAGUGCACCAA